This is a messenger RNA of Medioppia subpectinata, 1539 nucleotides long. The record is from the annotation of a GenBank genome assembly. NCBI's taxonomy places the organism in Eukaryota, Metazoa, Arthropoda, Arachnida, Sarcoptiformes, Oppiidae.
AUGAAAAGCCGAGAUUAUAAACAGAGUUAUGAGAAAUUAUCGCAAAACAUCACAUACUCUGGUCUCUCAAAAGUGCAGUUUACACGACAAGUACUCAGCAAUCAAUCGCUACCCAAAUAUCUGGUCAUCGAUUGCUCGAUGUUUUCAUUUAUUGAUUUCUCGGGCAUUUCUACCCUCAAGAAAAUAAUUCAAGCCUUUGAGGGGAUCGGCAUUCAGACGGCACUGUCCGGAGUUCACGUCCACUUGGAGUCCAUGUUGGCUAAGGAGGGCUUUUUCAAUGAUAUACCCACUGAUCAUAUGUACAAAACAAUACACGACGCCGUCGUCUCCUUACAGGAGUUGGACGGAGAGUACAGACCGGACGAUGUCUUCAACGCUGGAAAUAUACCCAUAGGUUAUACGGGAGACGACAGUCCCAUAACGAUGUCGAUGGCGGCUCAACACAGCAACCAUUCAUCAAACAUGCAUUCAUUCAAAACCGAGUCCUCACUAAACCAUAAAAUACAGGCCAGAAAUGGGCCCAAAAGGGACAGUCUUUUCCUAUCGCUGGGACCAAACACUUCGGGCAAACAAUACGGCUUUCCGGCCGACAAACGUCUGUCAACGCUAUCCUAUCUGUCGACACAAUCGCGGUCUACGCCAGAGAUCGCCGCCUUAUAUCCGCUCAAGAAGUCCGCCCGCGAGUCAUACGUCCGGAUGGAUGGCGUCGACUCACCGCCGAGUUCUCCGCACCGGUCGUCCGCCCCUAACAUCGACUUUCUCUUUGACUUUGACCUGCCGUCCACUCCAUCAGAGGGAUCUAGUAAUGGGUCUUUUGCUGAGCCCACACCCGCCCCAACCGCCACACCCUCUCCCUUGCGAACCGAUCCCUCGCCACUGCCGCAGAUGCCCAGCCAUUUAUACCCUCAAAAAGCAGCUGGGUCGCCCAAAACACACCGGGCACCUCCGCCUCCCGUACGCGUAUCAUCGGCUAUACCGGUGCCGCCACCUCUGCCACCAACGCAGACACAUAUACCACCGCCGCCUCCGCCACCCCCUUCAGACAUACCCGCACCGCCGCCACAGCCAACACUCGCUUCCCCUCCGCCACAGCCAACUCCCGAUUAUGCGAAGAAACCAAUACCACCGCCACAACCGCCGCAAGAUUAUACAGACGCACCCACUCCCGCUCCACCCCCUCCGCCGCCCCCACCUUCGGGCGCACCCGUGGCUCAGCAAACACCUAAAGCCAUACCAAAAAUACCAGUUCCGCCACCUCUACCGACAGUGGCUUACAGACAAAGUCCGAAAGUGGUUAAGAAAUCAGUUCAACCAAAACAAAGCGCAGCACCGGUCGGUGUGUCGGCUAUACCGGAGCCUAAAGAGGAUUAUAUGGAGGACGAGGGGUCCGAUGCGAAGAGGAAUCCGCCGCCAGUUGUCACCAAAUUUAAGGCCAAUAACAGAGUGAGCGCUCGACUACUGGCCCGACAGGAGAUGUUGGAGAAAGUGUACAAUCAGGACAAACGCAUAUCGGGCGCACCCCGAAUGUCCGACGCCUGA